UCCUUUUUCCCGUCCUGUCAGUUGGAACUCAGCAAGACUAAUGUCAACACCACACACACACCAGACCUUUAAAAAAUAACCAGUUUCCCGUAAGUUUCUAAUGGACCCAUUUAAGUGAAAAGUGCUCUUUCCGUUGGUCUUUGGAUUAAUCCACGUGGUUUCCACAUAGACCUUCACUCACCUCAAGCCCUUAACACGUAACUACAUCAUGGAUUUCAAUUCUCGAGGUGGAGGCGGUUGUUCCAAUUCUUGGGCAACGGGGGAUAACUCAGCCCAUCGGACGGAUUGGCAAGUCACGCCCCCAAAUGAGGAGGCUGGGAAGAGGAACCAGAACGAUUAUUCCUACUCAUCGUCGGCUGCAUCGGGCUCCGGAAAGGCCUACAGUCCAGACGGAGAUGAUUUGGUCAAAGUGGUUCUCUUGGGAGCACCUGGCGUGGGAAAGACCGCCAUUGUGCAACAAUUUGUAUGGGGGAAUUUUGAACCAUCGUACUUCCCUACAUCCAAGAAGGAGACCUAUUAUCCCUCGGUGGUGCUCCAUGAUCAGAAUUAUUCCCUGAAGAUUGUGGACAUCCCAGAUAUUCCUUACUUUCCCGUCAAUUCCUUCUACAAUAUAUCUGAUCUUCAAGGAGAGUAGAGAACAUGGGAGAGAUAACAAUCUCGUUUCUCUCAUAACCAUAGACAUGAAUGAUUUAUUGAGGGUCGGGGCCUCAGUUUCGAGCCUCUUGAGUAGGGCCUUAUUGGAACAUCGAGAUCAAGAAGUUCCAGAAUAUCUGUAAAACAACUUCUUCUCGUGUGAGCUCGGAUUUAGGUGGCUCGAAAACAAUGCUGAACUUUUGAAAUUGGGAAAGGGACCCUCUGGUGUUCAGAUAGGAUCAAAUUUAGAACCCUCCUGGCUGGCGGCACACUUUCAAGGCUCGAGAAAAUAAUUGUCAAACUAGUUUCACGCUGCCCGAACAGAUGCAAUGAAGCUAUCAAGUUUCUCUUAGAUCACGGCAAACUUUGCCAAACACACGGCUUCGCUUCCAAAGUUCAAGCCAAAACCACUUAAAGGGGAACCGUAUGAUGCGGAAAGUGUGUACACGUUCAAGUACCCACAAUUGCUGGACUUGGCCCAAGUGCCCACCACUACUUUCUGUACACGCACAGCAUCAUUGACAGAAGCUUUCUCGUGAAAGCACUUUUCGAGGAUGUGGUUGUUGGUGGCGGCUGCAGUAAGCUCAUACUGAAGGUCGAAUAUAAGUGAUUCAUUCACUUGACUUCACAACUAGCCGAGGAGUGGUAACUUGCAAAACUUCGGUCAGACUUCACGCCUGCGCCGAUUCUGUUCAAAGACCCUUCCAAAAGCUUGUUGAAGGUUGAAGAUUUACGGGUAAAGAUGCCUUGACUUUGGGGUCUGAGACUCAAUUUAGACCCUUGCCUUCUAGCGACUAACCCUUCACUUUUCACAAGGGCAACACAUAUUUAGGGCCACUUUACUUGGCCUUAAGGGCACAUUUCGACCUUUUCGUGGCCUCCACAACUUGUUCUAGACGGAGGAAGCCUGAGAAUUAGUGGUCAUUGGGUCACUGAAUGACAUCAUCCUGACCACAAAUUGGAUUCAAACUCUAUAGAUCGGCAGUUUUCCAGACCUUAAUGAACCAUCCUAGUUACCUAGUUCCAAGGAGUCUAGAUUUGAGCAAUGGCAUUGUUUUCCCACCCUUGGUGGGAAAUAAAGGCCGCACGGCUUUUGUGAUCUGGUUUGACUCUAGAACUCCGUUCAUGAUCCUUCACCUCAAAGUGCGUGGUACACCUCUCCAACAUUUCCAUCUCCAAUGUAGGACCAGAAAUCCGAUACUGGCUGAAAUGUGCCAUAGAACGGACAAAGACCACUUUACCAUGGCUCGAACCAUGCAUAUCGUAUGAAAGAGUUGGUUUCUUCGAUCAAUAAAAAGACGCUCUUCCGCAUUCGUCUAUAGGUUAAUGCGACUGGGGGCCUUCGAAGGACACGGAAGACGUAAUUUGAUUUUGCCCUUUGAAAAAAGUUAUUCUUUGCAUGCAAGAAUGCCAUUAUCGUAGCGAAUGGAAUUUUGGAUCUAGUCUUUUGGAACCUCUCGUGGGGACUACUGAAUGGGGGUCUUUAUUCUCCCGGCUCGCAUUGUACUGCUGUAGUUGUAAUCUGUUCUUUAUUUCCCUCCCAUGUUACUUGAUCGAGACAACGCUAACCUUGACAACAUGACAUGUCAUUGAGCGAAGAUCUUAGAGCUUCUGUCAUUAAUACCACAACCUUGAAGAUCCCACGUAGUACGUACAUAAAAAAGGAAGGAGCUCAGAACAGGAAACAUGUUGUUGAACGCUGUUUGUCACGGGUUCAGGACCUUUUGGGUCAAAAUACUACAAUUGCAUUUCCUCGAACAAACGUCAGCCACUUGACAGACGAUGAUCGAUUUCGGAGAGAACCUCAAGAAUGCCUUUUCUGCUGGCUUUGAAGAAUGGAUCACUGGAUCCCUCGUUGACAGUGUUACAAUGGGUUGGAGAGGGACUCAACAAUUGAGAUAUGUCGGGAGAGAUCUGUAAUGAUGCGGUCGAGCAUUUUCUCAAAGAGCCAGGUCACUUUGAUCCGUUCACUUGGCUGGCCAAUGAGCCUUGAAUGAAAAAGGCCAAAGGAGUUCAAUGGGUUGUUACACAUCCCAUAAAGUAUCCCGCCAGCAUCCCCGCCAUCACAAUGGACCAUACUGUACUAAAAUCGAGAAUUCAUGUCUAUGGUAUUCAAUAACUGUUCCUUUUGCCUUUCCUCGACGAAACAGCUUAUGGGUUAAGGGAUGCCAAUGCGUACGUGUUGGUCUAUGACCUGCUCGCUCCGGACUCGUUUGACUACAUCACGAACCUGUUCAACCAGAUCAGCGAGUCCCGAGACCUUCAUAAGGUGCCGGUGGUUGUGGUGGGGAACAAGACUGACAAGGUCAAUUGCACAGGACGGUCGUCUUUCGAUAAGUACUCGUGGUCCUCGGGUGGAUCCAAGCAUAGAAGCAGUCCGGGAAAGAGUCACCACCAUGACCAUCAUGAUAGCUUUCAUGACCACCACGAUCACCAUCAUCACGAUAACGAUCACCACCAUGACGACUUCCACAACUACCGCUCCUCGUCGUCGUCUUCCAAAUAUUCGAAGCACUCAAAGCACCACGGACGAGGUAAUAAGUAUGGUCGUGAUAGUCACAAGCACAAUAGUUGGGGCGAUCACGGCCACCACAACGGCCACGGAGGAUACUACGGAUCCCAUUCGGGCAAGUCCUAUCGGCAGCCUCGCAAAUUUGUCGUUCAAUACGAGGAGAAUAACUUCCUUGAGCGCGAUAUUGCCGACAAGGUCAAGUCCGAGUGGAAUGCUAUCUACAAGGAAUGUUCCGCCCAUGAGGCGGAAUCGGUUAGCAGUAUAUUCCGAGCUCUGAUGGAGGUCAUUGAGGAGAAUGGUGUGGAUAACGGUAUGGAGGACGAGGAACCGAGGAAAUGCACAAUUCUGUGAUUUGUCAGAAUACUGGCUUUCGGGUCCAAUGUCAUGUUUUCUUUGUCUGUCGGUCCCACAACAAAAAACUAUUGGAUCUAUUCUCUGAUCUAGAAGCUCCCACUCCGAUCACAUGUACAUACUGCAUAUGUAGUACAUGCAUACAUAUGCUGCUACUACUCCUACUAUUAUGACUAAAGCCACCACAACAACAGCAACUACGUGUACACCUACUGACGUGAAUCAAAAUACAAUAGUGCACACAAAAGGAUCUCGAACUCUGCCUAGUCUAGUUGUCCAUUGCCCUUGUGACUGUGAGUCUUCAAUUGUAGAUUUGUGAGCAUUUCAAUGUCUCUCCCAGAACCAGUUGUUGUUAGCAUUACUCUCUGUACAUAACACUACCUACAUGAUGAAGUUGUGAUACAGUGUCAAUCAAGAAUGGACUCUCUCAGCAAACUCAUCAUCGGAUCCAAAAUUCCCCUCAUGUGUUCCAAGUUUACAAUGCCGUAUAAGUCAUCUAUGCAAUAAAUGUGGAUAUGAAAACUUA
This is a messenger RNA of Tigriopus californicus, 4022 nucleotides long. Its product is annotated as ras-like protein family member 10B. NCBI's taxonomy places the organism in Eukaryota, Metazoa, Arthropoda, Copepoda, Harpacticoida, Harpacticidae. The transcript is spliced from 3 exons. Gene Ontology annotation, molecular function: GTPase activity; GTP binding. The record is from RefSeq and is a predicted model, not a curated record. The coding region runs from base 209 to 634 and encodes 141 amino acids.